CUCGCUAAUAUUAAAUAAAUAUGUUGCUUGUACUAAAGGAGAAUGAUACAAUGGGGGUUAACAGCAUUGAUAGUUCUAGCGGUAAUCCUGGAUCAAGGAAGCAUGGGACAGUGGCCAAACAGUUUUAACACAGGAUUUGGACCUGACCUUCCCAAUGCCCGAGCUCCAGCACAAGCAACUACCUUUGAGAUUAAAGCCAGUGAACCUAAUGGUGGUAAAGAAACCAAAGCUUUCUUUACAUUGGACAAUUUUGGAUCUCUGGUUGGUGGAGGUCCAAUGCCUGCACCCCCGGCCCAAGAGGGUAAUAACAAAGCUCCUGGUUUAACGGGACCAUCUGGAUUUAAUGUUCAAUCUGGGCAAAAGGGACCGUCAGGAUUAAAUGGGCAGUCGGGAUUAAAUGGACAACAAGGAAGCAAUCCUCAAUUAGUUCAACCUGGCCAACCUCGUCCACCUGCUCAAUCAAGUCAGGCUGGUAAUCCAAACCAACCUGGCAAUCCUAAUCAACCUGGCAAUCCUAAUCAACCUGGCAAUCCAAACCAACCUGGCAAUCCAAACCAACCUGGCAAUCCUAAUCAACCUGGUAAUAUGCAACAACCUUUUCAACCCAGACCAGCCCUGAACCCUGCCAAACCAGUGAGCCCUGUUCAAACUCAACUUGGCUCCUCCCCUGUAGCUGCAGCAUACCCCUAUGAUCAGUUUGGUCCCUGGUAUCCAUAUCCAACAAAUCCUUCAUAUGCUGACAAUCAAAUACCUAAAGGAACACAAGAAAAUUCAAAACAGUCCCAGCUGCCAAUAAGCUAUCCAUAUUACUCUACACAGGCAGCAUAUCCUCAAUUCUUUGGACAGCAACAAGCAAUGUCAGCUCUCACUGGACCCACACCUUCUCAACAACCACCACCAGCUAUUCAAUAUCCUGGUCAAUAUCCACCUCUGUCGAUGCCUCAAUAUCCACCUGUGUCUCCAGCACAAAGAUUUCCAGCAGUCCCUGCUUCUAAAGGAGCACCAGCAAGUUUAGUUUCACCCCAAUCUCUAGAAGACGGGCAGUUCCAGGAAAAUCUGGUUGAUCAAUGGUAUCAGAACUACUACCCAACUGAUCCUUCUAGAUAUUCUCCCUCAGUACAAAACCCAUUUUCUCAGCAGCCCGGUCAGCCUGGUUCAAAUGCAGCGAGGCCCUGGUACGAGGACAUUUUAAAUGAAAAUGACCUAUCUUUGUUCACACAAAGAUUUGGAAAUGUCCAGCAACCGACCAAAAAUCAAGUUUCUGAAUAUCAAAAAAAUCCUUUCACAACAGAUCCAAAUAUACCAAACAAAUGGCAACAGUCAAUAGUGCAACCAUAUCCUGCAGUUCCUUUCCGACCAGAUAUGUCCAAAGAGGAAUGUAUUACGACUGAUGGUGAACUCGGAGAAUGUCAAUCUGCUGAGAUGUGCGGUUAUACCAAUGGAGUUGUCAAUGGACAAUGCCACCAGGGGAUGGUUGGAUCAGCUAAGAGCAGAGUAUGCUGCAUUUAUCCAUCUUUUUGUGGGUUUGAAACCAACAGGGAGGUUACCUACUUUAAGAACCCUGGGUAUCCUAAAUACAUAAAUAACUCGGAAGAAUGCCAUUUUAGAGUCAGUUUAUUGCCUGGAGUUUGUCAGCUUAGAAUAGAUUUUGUAGACCUAACCCUCAAACCCAUAACGAAUGGAUUUUGUGAUCCCGAAAACCAGAUUUAUAUCAGCAGUCCACGGAAGCAAGCGUUUAUUCCACUGAAAAAUGUUUGCGGCAAAGUGCAUGACGAAGACGAGGAUCCGACUAGAACAGACUUAAGUCAUCUUUACAUUCACAUGGAUGAAAUACCUCUGGACUCGAAAUAUGUUUCACCCCCUAAUGUUCCAAAGCCAUGGGUUGACCUAAAGGUUAAGGUCAAAAACUUUCCUUCCAGAUGGAAUAUCCGAUUAUCUCAGAUUGAAUGUGAUGGAGCUCCUCUUCAAGCACCCUCUGGUUGUAGUCAGUGGUACAACAGUGUGUCCGGGAACCUGACCAGUAUGAACAUCAACGACAUGAACUAUCAGAACAAUAUCAAGAUGAGUCUCUGCAUCAAACCAGAUCCGUCAGCUUGUGCAAUCAGAUACUUGAUAAAGGAGAUGAGUAUUGGUUCUGUCCGAAACAAGAAGGAUAAUAAACCCCAGUUAGGAUACGGGCUCACGUGUCAGGAUUAUCUAUCCUUUAACGGUCUACAGAGCAGUAUAUGUGGUUCAACCAUUAACAGGGAAAUUAUUUUACCAGUCGAUGGGCCUCAGGGAUUCAGCCUGGUGACGGACGGAUUGUAUCAGGGUGGGACAGAUACAGGGUUCAGGAUUGAUUAUUCAUUUCUCCAUACUUGUGAUCCUUCUGCAUUCUUCAAGUUCCCAACCGCUAAAUAGAUUCUUUUAUAACGACUGUUUUUAUGUAUGAAAUACAUGAAAUGGAUUUUUGAAAAUUUUAAUCCCUUAUUGCAGACUAAAUAAAUAUUACUAGUUUUCUCAUA
Messenger RNA from Eurytemora carolleeae, 2504 nucleotides. RefSeq lists its product as uncharacterized. The coding region runs from base 43 to 2400 and encodes 785 amino acids. NCBI's taxonomy places the organism in Eukaryota, Metazoa, Arthropoda, Copepoda, Calanoida, Temoridae. The transcript is spliced from 13 exons. The record is from RefSeq and is a predicted model, not a curated record.